UUCGCCUUAUUUUGUGUACAUGUUACUCGAGCCAACGUUUAGCCACGCAGUUUGUCUAAUUUCCAGUACUUUGCAUUUAAAACAGUGAAGAAAAAAUUUAAUUCCUCUUCAAAAUGGCUCGUAACGCUGAAAAAGCAAUGACAACUCUGGCUCGAUGGCGCGCUGCAAAGGAAGCGGAAACCGGCAAGAACGAACGCCGGCCCUACCUGGCGUCGGAGUGCAAGGAUCUGCCCAAGUGCGAAAAGUGGCGCUUGGAAAUCAUCCGGGAGAUAUCGAAAAAAGUGGCACAAAUCCAGAAUGCCGGUUUGGGUGAGUUCAGAAUCCGGGAUCUGAACGACGAGAUCAACAAGUUGCUGCGCGAGAAACGACACUGGGAAAAUCAAAUCUCGGACCUGGGGGGGCCUCACUACCGGCGAUAUGGUCCGAAGAUGUUCGAUGCCGAAGGCCGGGAAGUGCCGGGCAAUCGCGGCUACAAGUACUUCGGAGCGGCAAAAGAUUUACCAGGGGUGCGGGAAUUAUUCGAGCAGGAACCUCCGCCACCGCCGAAAAAGACCCGGGCGGAAUUGAUGAAGGACAUCGACGCGGACUAUUACGGGUAUCGGGAUGACGACGAUGGAAUUUUGCUUCCGCUGGAGGAGAAAGCGGAGAAGGCUGCCAUUCAGAAAGCGGUUGAGGAAUGGAAGCAAAGCCGAGCGAAGGGAGAGCAGAAGGAAGUCGAACCGGAGGAGGACAUUUACGGGUCUGAUGCGCGGUUGAGUGGCGAUGCGGACGAAAAGCAAGGACAGCAGCAAAAGGACGAUCCCAUGGGGCUGUUGGGACCGAGAUUUACCGCGCACGUUCCAGUACCCAGUCAGAAGGACAUCGAGGCGGCAUUGCUGAGAAAGCGAAAAUUAGAACUGAUGAAAAAGUAUGGCAUCGAGGACGAUGAAGAUAUGUGAGGGUAAGUGCUUGAUUUAGGUAUGUUUUAUAUUAAAUUCCUAUGCUAAUCUGAGAUUUGUAAGGACAUGUGAUAGCUUCGAAAGCCUUGUCGUGUUUUUAGUAACACAAUAAUUUGCACAAUUUAUUUCUAUUGUUCGUCAUUCAAUAAUUUCAUCCACAAAUUUCUUGAUA
Aedes aegypti (yellow fever mosquito) is the source of this 1110-nucleotide messenger RNA. Its product is annotated as pre-mRNA-splicing factor ISY1 homolog. The record is from RefSeq and is a predicted model, not a curated record. Bases 114 to 938 code for a protein of 274 amino acids. Gene Ontology annotation, cellular component: post-mRNA release spliceosomal complex; post-spliceosomal complex; catalytic step 2 spliceosome. The transcript has 4 exons. Lineage: Eukaryota; Metazoa; Arthropoda; Insecta; Diptera; Culicidae. Gene Ontology annotation, biological process: mRNA 3'-splice site recognition; generation of catalytic spliceosome for second transesterification step.